UAAAACCUUCUCUCGCGCUAUUUUGGCGCUCAGUUUCAUCGGCCUACUGAGGCAUCUUGCAAUCAUGUCAACUUCAAACGGGUCUCCUGUUAAAGAACAAGUUCUUUACUUUAGUAAAAGCAAGCAGAUGACGUUUGCUUUUUCUCAACAUGAACAGUGGGAACCCAAAGAUGUUAGCGUGAGUGAAUUGAACGGAAAAUGUCAAUUAAGCGUUCGACCAAAAGAAAAGAGAAUUUUGAAACAAAGAAAGAUGGAAAUCGAAUUGUCAGAGAAUAACUACUGUGUGGUAGAGAUGGGUAUAGUUGGUAGCCAAAGCAAUGUGAUUGGACUUUUAUGUAUGAAACGAGGCUCUAAGAUACAAGGGCAUUUCUUCAAGUCUGAAGACAGACAAAAACUCAACAACUUAAAGGCCAUACUCAGAAGGUGCUGUAAAGUUGAUUCAUUUGAAGUGAAUGUGGCCCAGAACUGUUCCCCAUCUCAGUCAACCAAAGCCCAACUUCAUGUCUUCCAUGACAAGAUCUGUUUAUCAUCAAACUCUGGUUAUGACUUCAAAAUCUUGUGUGAAUAUCCUUUGAAUUCUCUUUCAAACUGGCAACAAGACCAAGAAAAUGUGACACUGACUGUGGCACACAAAGGCAAAGAAGAAAGGCUCUCUUUGAGGACUGACAAAGGAAGUGCUAUUUGUGCAAAGUUAUCCUCUUUUGUUCAAGAAGGAUCUCAAGGGAAACAACAGUGUGAUGGCAAUUCCAAUAUCAUACCUUCAUCAAAGAUAAGCAAAAGUUGUGAAAUUUUUGAUCGCCUGACAAGUUUUACCAGACCGAAAGCAAUGUCUUUUUCAACGAGAAAACCAGAACCAAAGUCCCCACUUGCUUCUGAACAGAGCAUGGACACUGAAGAUUUUAAACAGGACUGCUUUGAGUCAUGUUUUGUUAGCACUGGAAAUUUUGAAAGUUUUCGUGAUGGUGUGACACUCACAGCUGUUGAGAUUUGUGAUGAUGCGGAUGAUCAGAGCAGGUGUUCAUCACCUCAUGACUUAAAUGAUGACAUGACUCGACAACCUCCCCCUCCUCCUCCAAUCCCUCAAAGACUAGCUAAACAAAAUUCAGGAAAAGAUGCUGAAGUUCUGAUCACAAGAAGACAGACAUUACCACCCAGCUUUCGGAUUGUGUCGAAGCCACCCUUGGCUGUUAGGGAGAGGCAGUGCAAUAAAAAUGAGCCAUCCCUUAAAGGGAUGAGAACUGUUGAAAUUAAGGAGCUUGUUCAACCAAUAUGUUUAGAUCCUUCUUAUAGACAUUCUGGAAAUUGUAGUGGUUCAUACAUACAUAGGCCAAAUGAGGAAACAAAUAACAUAUAUGACUCAAGUGGUUUGUACUCACUGAAAGGAGAGGAAGAGGAUGUUUUCAGCAUGGCAGGAAUUAAGGGUGGCUCAGAACCUUUUGUGGAACAGCCUAAAAUUAUGCAAAACAGGGCAUCACCACAACCUUCCAUAAUGGCAACUUCUUUUCUGGAUACCCAUGCAGAUGGGAAAACCCAAGGUGAAGGUGAAGAACAAAGUUCAGAUAGCACUUGUCACUAUGUGAACUUACCAGAAGGGUCAAGACCAAGCUGUUACCUUUAUAUGAAUUUUCCUAAUUUGAAGACAGCACCUAAAGAGGCACCUGUUUACAUCAAUCAUGUGUUCAUGAGUCGCAGCAUGCAAGGAAUUUAUGAAAAUGUCCAACAGUUUUGUAACGAGAAGUUUGAGAAGGGUGGAGCUCCAGAGACAGGGAUGUCAGCACCACCCCUCCCUCCACCAGCUCUUAAACCUCGCCAGCCACCUCCAAGAUUACCAAAAAGGGCAAUUGGAGGUGGGCAAAGAGUACAGCCAGCACCCCCUAGGAGUCCGCCACACACAGGGGCCCCACCUCCGCCCCGUCCACCCAAAAAAAAUGGGGCUGCUUCAAAGAUGCUCGAAAGAUGCACUCAGCAACAAGACAUCCAAGUUACAAUUGCAGUUUUUGCUUCAAAAGCAGUGGCUGGUAGGGAAUGGUUUCUGCGCAUUGUUGUGAUGCAACAUGACCCUGAAGACUCCACAUUCAAGAUGGUGAUGGAUCGAGAACGUGCAAGCAACUAUCGCCUCAUGCAGACCCACCCAUUUAGUAUCUCCUCAGACAUUGUCAUAUCAUUGAAACAUCAGUGCAAGCAAUUCAAACUUACCAGUGAAAAUUCCCAGGAAGUUGGCUAUAAUAUCAUUAAGGACCUUCUACAUGGUUUUUGGUUUGUGAUUGAGUUUCAUCUUGAACACUUGGGCAGUGAUGGGGAACAUUUUGCUGGAAAUGUCUGUGUAGAACCCAAAGAUCUCCCUCUUGGUGAAAAAUGUCCUGUAAACAAAAGGGUCAAUCUUGGUAUUAAUGAAGACUUUGAAUUAAAGCAACGUUUUAAUUAUAAACAACAUGGAAAUCGUUAUGGACAGGAAAACCAGACAAGCAAACAUGUGAUUUCUGAUUAUGCAAAACGGAAAAAGAUGUGUAAAUCGCUUGAUAUUUUCUCAUCACAAAACUGGAGAGAUGUUGCGGGACAGUUGGGGUUUAGCUUUGAGGAAAUAAAAGGCAUUGAGGACAGGGCACUUAGGUGUGUCACCUUUUCACCAAUGGAAGAGGUUCUUACUACGUGGGAACAAAGAGAUCCUGAAAGCAGCUUGGAAAGACUUAUCAAUGUAUUACGUGAGGUUCAACGACUUGAUGUCAUAAGUGAUCUUGGGUUUCCAGUGGACUCUGAAACUUUAUGAUCUAUGCCAGGCUGUAGCUGAUGUGUGAAGGGUAAGAUAAGGAUUAUGGCUGGCAUAGUAGAUUAGUAAGUGAAGCCCAAGGGAGAUGUACACUUUACUUUGUUGUUGAUUGAGAAAGAGAUCACUUUGUGACUUUUACAACUGUAAUGUUCAGGUAUUUUGAUAAGAGCUGACAACUGCAACUAAAUAAAACCACUGCCUAUUUUCCCUGAAAUUAACAAAUCCAGAGAAGAAAUCCAGACUUCCAUUUGCUGCCUACUUUGCAAUUUUUUGUCUUCUACUUAAACUUGUUGAAACUUCUGAAUAUUAAUUGAUUACUCUAUUGAAAUGGGUCUAUUGAAACUUUUUCUGCAACAUAAAAAUACGUAGAAAAAAUUUAAGCUCAUUGGCAUACUCACACUCGGGUCACUAAUAAGGACCAAGCUUCAAGGCCUCUUAAUUUAUGGGCUUCUUAUGUCAUAUUUCUGGUGUGAAAUUGAAAUGAACUUUUUUUAAACUUUUUAAAUCGGAUAACGUUCCUUCAUGGGCUUCCUCUUUUUAAUGGAUUUGAAGUUUUCAUGUUGAAAAGUCUGCACUGAAAAUGAUAUGUCUCAUUGGUUUCUGUAACAAAGUAAAAUUACACCUUAACAAGGUCAUUGCAAAUCAAAGCCAAGUAGAAGUCUGUGUCUUAAAGUCAGAGAAAAUGAUUGAAAAGGAGCCCAUUUACUGUGAACAAUAACGAGCUCACGGAGACAGGGAGGGUGGAGAGGGUCGUUGCAACUACAAGAGUUAGAGAUAUUUGGAUGUAACUUUCAGUUGGUAACUAUCCUAGUUUAGUUAUUUGGAUUAAGAACCAACAUAUCAAAAAGCAGAAUAGGCCAGGUUUCUUUUGGGCUUGCUGCACUUAGUCUUAGGACUAAUUUAACAUCAACCAUGACUGUGUUUUGUUUAAUAAUGAAGGAAACCUCCACAGGUGGACCAGAUUGCUGUUGAUUGAACUAACUCUUGAAGUCAAAAUUUGUUGUCUCAAAUAACAUUAUAAACAUUUGUUUAAAUUUCAGUUCUUGACUGCCAAUUUUUGAAAUGGGUAUCUUCACAAUACAAGAAAUUUUCAUAAGUUUCACAGCAAUUUGUAGUGUUAGUGGAGGUUUCUUUGAACAUACAGUUUUAGCCUAGCAAUUUCUUUUGUGUGGAUUUUGGCCAGAGGAUUCACUAAGUUGGCCUACAUGUAGGUUAUGGAUUGUAAAGGGUGCCAAAACUCGAUGUAUGUUUCUCCCUAUGGGAGUUUUUGUAAAGUAAAAGUUUUACUUUGUAUAAAGUUUAUUAAAAUAUUGAAUUUUGCAAAAACAUG
Molecule: messenger RNA, 4097 nt
Organism: Stylophora pistillata
Lineage: Eukaryota; Metazoa; Cnidaria; Anthozoa; Scleractinia; Pocilloporidae
Biological process (GO): signal transduction
Molecular function (GO): protein binding
Source: RefSeq, a predicted model, not a curated record